This is a messenger RNA of Lachnellula hyalina, 732 nucleotides long. RefSeq lists its product as uncharacterized. NCBI's taxonomy places the organism in Eukaryota, Fungi, Ascomycota, Leotiomycetes, Helotiales, Lachnaceae. Bases 1 to 732 code for a protein of 243 amino acids. The record is from RefSeq and is a predicted model, not a curated record. The transcript has 4 exons.
AUGCCUUCAGUGUCAUCACUAAACCCUUUCGCCAAGCGGGAUUCCCACCCAGCCCAGGCCAUCUGGACAUACAAGAUCUUGACCGUCAUCUCAUGGCUCUUGAGCGCCAUCGUCGGCUACCUAGGACACCUCUUCUCCCACAACGAUAGUUAUGUUCAGGCUGCUGCUGGUGUUGGAAGCCACUUUAUUCUCAACAACCUGUUGAACUUUGCUUUCGUCAUGCUCUUCGUCCGCUCCUAUUUCGUCUGGUCAGAGAUCUUUCUGAUUAUCAAUUUCUUCAACCUCUCCUCGUUAUACUUCCGCCACAACACCCACCCUCGAUUCAUCCAUAUCCCAGCCACAUCUGGACCACUUGCGUGGACAUUUGUUGCUUUGUACUGGAAUGGUGCCAUCGCUGUAGGCGCCAAGAAUCUGCCAGCUCGUAUUGUGGCCAACAUCUUCAUAUGGGGGAUCCUGGUCUAUGGGGGUUUCUUCCUCGUUGCAUACAAGGACUACACUAUGGGCUUCGCUCUCAGUAUUUUGGCUGCAUCCCUCGGGGUUGGACAAUUCCUCACUAAAGCAUUCGCUCUUCAAUGGAUCUUUGCCUUUGUCGUUAUGGCUGUUCUAUUUCUCUCUACUCUCGUCAUUGCCGUUCCAGGGAUUUUCGGCAAAGAAAUCAGCUUCAGGCGUGACACUGAGGGUGCUGUGGUUUCAGCAGACCAGGAGAGAGCCCCGCUUUUGGACGAUGCAUAA